CCAGUCAUCAGUACGAACGUCAGUAUGUACAACUAAGUACAAGUAAGUAGUUUGUUUUACUCAGGAUAAGCAGAAAAGCCUCAGGAGACACUUCAGCCUGGUUCACGUCUCUGCUGCCAUCAUGGAGAUUUCUGUGGCUCACCCUGUGAUUAAAGCCUUCAUGUGUGGUUCUCUGAGUGGAACCUGCUCCGCUCUGCUGUUCCAGCCGCUGGAUCUUGUGAAGACGCGUCUACAGACCAUACAGAAGAGUGUACAUCCUGGCUCAGGAAGCGUUGGCAUGGUAACCAUAUUACUCACUGUUGUGAGGACCGAGAAUCUGCUAGGUCUUUGGAAGGGAGUAUCACCUUCAUUUGUACGAUGUAUCCCCGGGGUGGGAAUCUACUUCAGCACGUACUACAGUGUGAAGCAGCGGUUCUUCGGUGACCGAGCGCCGCGUCCUGUGGAGGCUGUGCUGCUGGGUGCCGGAGCUCGGUGUGUAGCGGGAGUCUGCAUGCUGCCAGUUACAGUCAUCAAAACACGCUUCGAGAGCGGGCGUUAUAACUACAGCAGUGUAGUAGGAGCUCUGCGCAGUGUGUGUCAGGUGGAGGGGCCGAGAGCGCUGUUCUCCGGGCUCACCGCCACUUUGCUCCGAGAUGCUCCCUUCUCUGGGAUCUACCUUAUGUUCUACAGCCAGGCCAAGAACACACUGCCUCAUGAGAUAAGCGAGUCAGCGUACGCUCCACUGGCUAACUUCAGCUGUGGCGUCGGGGCCGGCGUGUCGGCCUCCCUGCUCACACAGCCUGCAGAUGUGGUGAAGACUCACAUGCAGGUGAAUCCUCAGCAGUUCAGAAGGAGCACAGACGUUCUCACCUACAUCUACAAGGAGCAGGGCUUGUCAGGGUUUUUCCGUGGUGCCGUGCCCCGCUGCCUCCGCAGGACGAUGAUGGCGGCGAUGGCGUGGACCGUGUACGAGCAGCUCAUGGCUCGAAUGGGCCUCAAAUCCUGAGAAAGAGAGACAGAAUCAGAAAUGAAGAAAAAACAGAUAAAAGAUGAACAGGGGAUUGGAGCAGAGGGUGAAACGGAGAGGAGACUGAAAUAUGAAGCCAUCGUUUGCUGAGGAUUCUGAGAGAGCGCAGGAGUCGGAGAACGAACGCUUCAGGUUCGGUAAACGCCUGGAAACUCCGUCGUCGUGUGAGGAGGAGGGAAAACGUUCUUCAGCUUUGCCAUUGUUCCUUUGUCUAAAGUCUGAACGUGCAAAAAGGUUUGAUUGAAUAAAGACAAGAAAAUGUGAACAAAAGCAAACUGUCAGAACAGCUUACGGCAGCUAUAAACGCUCUUUCCCUCAGCAGUCAGAACGCUGGAGCCUCCUUAGUAAAUGUUAUAAAUGUUAAACUCCUUCUGUUAAACUCUGACAGAAAGUUAAUGGAACAGCGUCUGGCCAAUCAGAAUUCAGAGAAUUCAUCGCUAGCGUAUUUGAUGUAGAACAGAGCUGUGAUGUGACAUUUCAGUCGUGUGUGUGUGUGUGUGUGUGUGUGUGUGUGUGUGUGUGUGUGUGUGUGUGUGUGUGUGUGUGUGUGUGUGUGUGUGUAUCAAUACAAGAAGAAAAUGUCUCAGGAUAAUAAUUUAUUCCUUUUAUUAUAACAUUGAAGUAAGUUAUAUUAAUAUAUUGAUUAUUUUUUUACACGUCCGCUUUCUAACCUGCUAAUAAAAGAUGAAUUAAUUUA
Molecule: messenger RNA, 1703 nt
Organism: Tachysurus vachellii
Lineage: Eukaryota; Metazoa; Chordata; Actinopteri; Siluriformes; Bagridae
Gene: slc25a38a
Product: solute carrier family 25 member 38a
Exons: 7
Coding region: 122-985 (287 amino acids)
Biological process (GO): glycine import into mitochondrion
Cellular component (GO): mitochondrial inner membrane; mitochondrion
Molecular function (GO): glycine transmembrane transporter activity
Source: RefSeq, a predicted model, not a curated record